GUGACGUCGCGGUGUCAACAUGCAAAAUGGCGGCCCAUCAUCGGCAGAAUACCGCGGCCCGGAGGAAAGUCCAGGUGUCUUAUGUGAUUCGAGAUGAAGUAGAGAAGUAUAACCGUAAUGGCGUUAACGCACUUCAACUAGAUCCCACGUUAAACAGACUGUUUACGGCUGGUCGGGAUUCAAUUAUCCGGAUAUGGAGUAUCAACCAACACAAGCAAGAUCCUUAUAUUGCCUCCAUGGAACACCAUACAGAUUGGGUGAAUGAUGUGGUGUUAUGCUGUAAUGGAAAGACCUUAAUAUCGGCUUCGUCUGACACUACAGUGAAAGUGUGGAAUGCUCAUAAAGGAUUUUGCAUGUCUACGUUACGAACUCAUAAGGAUUAUGUCAAGGCAUUGGCUUAUGCGAAAGACAAGGAGUUGGUGGCUUCAGCUGGGCUGGACAGACAGAUUUUCCUCUGGGAUGUAAAUACACUCACAGCACUGACUGCCUCAAACAACACAGUCACCACAUCAUCACUGAGUGGGAACAAAGAUUCCAUUUAUAGCCUUGCAAUGAACCAGAUGGGAACAGUAAUCGUUUCAGGAUCUACUGAAAAAGUUCUGAGAGUAUGGGAUCCCAGAACAUGUGCAAAACUGAUGAAGCUUAAAGGUCAUACGGAUAACGUGAAAGCUCUAUUGUUGAACCGAGAUGGCACACAGUGUUUAUCUGGCAGCUCUGAUGGGACCAUCCGGCUGUGGUCCUUGGGGCAGCAGAGGUGUAUAGCAACAUAUAGGGUCCACGAUGAAGGAGUUUGGGCGCUGCAAGUCAAUGAAGCCUUUACGCAUGUCUACUCAGGAGGCCGAGACCGAAAAAUCUACUGCACAGAUCUCCGGAACCCAGAUAUUCGAGUUCUGAUUUGUGAGGAAAAAGCACCAGUUCUCAAGAUGGAGAUUGAUCGAUCAGCUGAUCCAGCUCCAGCCAUCUGGGUAGCCACCACAAAAUCGUCAGUGAAUAAAUGGUCCAUGAAGGGUAUUCAGAAUUUUAGAGCAUCCGGUGAUUAUGACAAUGAUUGCAGCGCGCCCUUAAUUCCUCUUUGCACACAGCCAGAGCAAGUCAUUAAAGGGGGUGCCAGUAUCAUCCAGUGUCAUAUACUGAAUGACAAGAGACACAUCGUGACCAAAGAUACAAACAACAUUGUGGCAUUCUGGGAUGUAUUGAAGGCUUGCAAGGUGGAAGAGCUUGGGAAAGUAGAAUUUGAUGAAGAAAUUAAGAAACGGUUCAAAAUGGUUUAUGUGCCAAACUGGUUCUCCGUGGACUUAAAAACAGGGAUGUUGACAAUUACUUUAGAUGAGAGUGACUGUUUUGCUGCGUGGGUGUCAGCGAAGGACGCUGGAUUUAGCAGUCCAGAUGGAUCCGACCCAAAACUUAACCUUGGAGGACUGUUGCUGCAGGCUCUGUUGGAAUAUUGGCCAAGAACACACAUCAUUCCAAUGGAUGAAGAAGAAAAUGAAAUGAAUAUGGUUAAUGGAGAACAAGAAAACAGGAUUCAGAAGGGCAAUGGUUAUUUCCAGGUGCCACCCCACACUCCAGUCAUCUUUGGUGAAGCAGGUGGUCGCACUCUCUUCAGGCUUUUGUGCCGUGAUGCAGGAGGUGAAACUGAAUCAAUGCUUCUAAAUGAAACCGUGCCUCAGUGGGUGAUAGACAUCACUGUAGACAAAAACAUGCCCAAAUUCAACAAAAUUCCAUUCUACCUCCAGCCUCAUUCUUCCUCCGGAGCAAAGACACUUAAAAAAGAUCGUUUGUCAGCUAGUGACAUGCUACAGGUUCGAAAAGUGAUGGAACAUGUUUACGAGAAGAUCAUCAAUCUAGACAAUGAAUCUCAAACAACCAGCUCCUCAAACAAUGAGAAACCUGGAGAGCAAGACAAAGAAGAAGACAUUGCUGUGCUGGCAGAGGAGAAGAUUGAGUUACUUUGUCAGGAUCAGGUGCUGGAUCCAAACAUGGAUCUGCGGACAGUCAAACAUUUCAUCUGGAAGAGUGGAGGAGACCUGACGCUUCACUAUCGGCAGAAGUCGACGUGAUAUUUAACCGGAAAUGGCAGAGUGCUUUGACUCGGAGGCCAAUAGUCUCAUUGCGAACUUUCUCGUCGGCGCCUAAUCUCAUUACCUGUAAAGGGUUAAAAGAGCAGUAACAGUGCCCCACGCACUACUCUGCAUUAGACCCAGCUCACUGACUGAUUUUAGUCCAGUAUGGAUAACAGCGUCAAAUUAUACGGAAAGAUCUACUGCUACACAAUAUAGGAAGAUUUGCAGAAUGUAAAUUGAAUUUAAUCCCAGUGCACUGUCUUGAUUUGAAUGGGCAGGGUGGAGAUUACUGUAGCUUUUAUAGUAUGGUGAGGAAGACACUGCCCAGUGUACAAAGCAUAGAUAAAUGAUCCAGCUAAUGGAUGUAACUGUUUCAUCAGUAGGUGUCCUUUAUUUGUUUCUAACUCACUGCCUACCCAGUAACAUUUCCUGCAUGGGCACCACACUAGCUUUUGCUGUCACCGUACAAUGUGAUGUUAUUCAUCACCGCAAAUUCUUGUUUCCGUACGUUCCAGAAUGUUCUUGUUAGAUGUUGUUUUAAUGCCACUAAUUUUGAUGGCUUCUUUGGGAAAUGAAUGCACACGUGGAAUUGUAAGACCAUGUGCAGCAACCAUAUUCAUUACUAGUGUUGAACUUAGUGUCACCAGUUGUUAAAUGUGCUUGUUAUUUGUGAACUGUGCCCCAGAUUGACUGUUCCUGCUGCUUGAGCUGUAGUCUGUUAUUUUGUUAAAUUCAGCUAGUGGUGCUACAUUUGUCAAAUGUUAAUCUUUUGAUGUGUCAGAGCAGGGGACUUUGUAGAGCUGCUUUAUUUGGGAAGAGUACUAAAAAUAGUAGGACACGAGGGCACAAGUUCAUGGUUAACAGGGCAGGUUUGUGACAGAUGCCAGUAUAUAUUUCUUUGCAUUGGAGUGAUCACAGCUCAGAGUGAAGCCAAGCUAUUGCACUUAGUCUUAUGGUAAGAUUGAUAUUAUUAAAGGAAGAAGGUCCAGUGGGCUGCAAGCCAUCUUGAUCCAAGACCAAUCUUGUGAGACGAGUGUUGUAAAUAAGACAUUUUUUUAUUCAAUUGACUAUUAACAGACAAGAUUUUUAGAAGAAUUUUUUAAGAAAAAGCUUUGAGACUUUGUAGUUGAUUGCAAAACUAAUUCCUUUUGGAUGGUCCAGAUCCAGAGUUGAACCAUUAAGGCUGGAAUAAAGUAAUAUUUAACUCAGUGUGGUACUUUCAAUCUAAUACGCUGUAGAUAUACACAAAACAGAGCAGAUAACCUUGUGAUGUUUUGUCACAGAACUUGUGUAUAUUUUAUAUUGUAAAUUAUAUUUGUGUUCAAGGCCUUUCCAAUUUAUGAAAUCCAGUUGCAAGUCUUUUAAACUAACGUUAAAAGUACUGAAAAGUUCAUCGGCUCAUACUGCAGAGAAAUGUUAUUGCUAUUUUUAAGCAAUUAUCCAUUUUGUGACAGUGUGAUUUUCUUGUCAUUUUCCUCUAUCUGUUGAUAUAUGCACAUCAACUAAUUAUUAUACUGAGACCUGCGGUUGCACCAGAGUGCCCCUCAAGAAAAUUUUAUUGUGCUGAAUUUGGAGAAAGUAAAGUCACCAAUUCAGAAAAGUCAGAUAAGACCUAGUUCUGAGGAAGGAUCACUGGACUGGAAAUUUUAACUUUGAUUUCUGUCCAUGAUGCUGCCAGACUGGCUGAGUUUUUUUCCUGCAGUUUCUAAUUUCCAGCAUCCAAUUUUUUUUGACAACUUGAGCUAAUGUGAGAGUCGCUUGAGGCUUUGGCAACUCUCUUGCACUGAGGUCCUUCCUGUGGACGACAAUAAUAAACUGCACUAUCUCAAACGGCAGGGGAGAAAUAUUUAAUUCUCAACCAACCUCGCAUUGUGCAAUUUAUUAUGUUACUGUCUGCAGGACCUUUUAGGAAAUAAGUGGGCUCCUGUAGUUUUAUAUCCAUCUACAUUUUUAAAGGACUUCCUUAAGUGCAGAAUGGGGCAUCAUCAGGUUGUGAAAUGUGCUAUUAAAAUGCAAAUCUGCCCCUCUGACCAGAGGAAUUUUUCUCAAUUUCUAGGAUUCUUGUCCUUUUCAUAAUGUGCUGCACCAUUAAUGGGAGAAUUGUUUAUUGGAUGUAAAAGUGUCUUUUGUUCCCACAUAUUGCAGCGUAAUUGUCAAUUGUCUGUUUAAAAACUAGAUUUCAUUAGUUAUUUUAAGUAUUGAACACUUUAAUUCAUUCCAGGGGAUGCACUAAUAUGGGAAGAACAUCUCCAAGCAAAACCUGCAGCAUCAUGGUCCAGCAUAUCUUCCACUGUACCAUGAACAUCAAGCCAAGGGAUCAAACUUGGUUCAAAGAAGAAUGCAGGAGGCCAUGCCAGGCGCUGCCCUUGAGAUACCUCAUAAUGAGGUGUUAACUUGGUGAAGCUGUAAAGUAGGACUACUUGCAUGUGAAGCAUUAUGAGCUGCAAGGGAUAGUCAUGGCUGAGCAAUUCCACAUUAGUGGAUCGUACCUGAGCUCUGCAGUUCCACCACAUCCACAUGUGAAUGUUGGUGGAUAAAUGAACAACUCACUGGAGGAAGCACCACAAAUAUCCCCAUCCUCAAUGAUGGGAGAGCCUGGCACAUCAGUGCAAAGGACAGGGCUGAGGUAUUUCAACAAACUUCAGCCAGAGGUUGGCACCCACCUCAGCGUCCUCUAGAGGUUUUCAGUGUUCAGCCAAUUUGAUUCACUCUGUAUCAAAUCUAGAAAUGGUUGAAGGUACUUGAUACUUGUAAGGCUCAGAGUCUUGCCAGCUUUUCAAUGGUAGUACUGAAGACUUGUGCUCCAGAGCUUGCUGCUUACCAAGCCUAGCUGUACUAGUGCAGUACAACUCUGGCAUCUAAUACUCAGAUACGUCCUGCACAAAAAAUCAGAACAAGUCCAACAUAACCAAUUACUGCCCCAUAAGUCUACUCUCACCCAUCACUAAAGUGUUGACGACAUCAACAGUGCUAUUGAGCAGCAUCUGCUCAGUAACACCCAGUUUGGGUUCCGCCAGGGCCGCUCGGCUCCUGAGCUCAUUACAACUUUAGUUCAAGCGUGGAUAAAAUAGCUGAAUUCCAGAGGUGUGGUGACAGUGACUGCCCUUGAUGUCAAGGCUGCAUUCAACGGAGUGUGACAUCAAGGAGUCAAACUGGAGUCAAUGGAAAUCCAAGGCAAAACUUUUGUGACUACUGAGUUGGAGUCAUGCCUAGCACAAAGGAAGAUGGUUGUGGUUGUUGGAGAUCAGUCGCCUCGGCUCCAGGGAAAUCUCUUCCUCAAUAUUUUUCUCAUCGACCUGUUGAGAGUGAUUGCAACACACCUCUAGAGCAGGUGGGACUUGAACACAGGCUUCCUAGCUCGGAGAUAUGGACAUUACCACUGCAUCAGAAGUGCCAGUGGGAUAGGUUCUUCAACAAUGCUGUUCGUUAUGGAGUUCCAGGAUCUUAAUCCAAUGAAGUGGUGGAUGCAGGUACAGUUACCAUAGUUAAGAUAUUUGGAUAAAUUCACGAGGAGGAAAGGUUUGAAGGGAAAUCAGCCAAGCACAGGCAGGUGGGACUGGUUUAGUUUGGGAGCAUGGUCACGGUGGACUGGAUGGACUGAAGAGUCUGUUUCCAUGCUGUACGACUGCGUGAUAAAGAAGAAUCACCAUUUUCCAAAAGGGACAGUGUGAUUGAGAGAGAACCAACCCAGUCUGUGUACCUUCCUACCCAACUUUGCCCAAACUCUCCCUGUUCACUACUGCUUGUCCAGCUUAUCCUUAAUUCCAUCUAUUGGCUUUGACCACCACACUCCUCAGUGUUGAAAUUUCUUUUGGUACCCUUAUGGGAUAUUUUGGUGGCUAUCUUGUAUUGAUUGCUCUAGUUUUUAGUAUCUCCCGAAGAGGAAACAUUUCCCUCUAAGGUCUCUUGAAAUUUUUCAUUAUUUUAAAGAUGUCUGAGUCACCCUUCCAACACUUCCUGUGGGGAAAUAACAAGCCUAUCCAUCAUUUCCUGCUAUGCAUACCAUGUAUUUCUAAUAUCAUCCUUAUAAAUCCCAGCACUCCUCAGAGACCUGCCAUAUCAUCCUUACAAAUGGCACACUAGAACUUCCAUGCAGUACUCUUAAGCGUGACCUUUUAAUGAUGUUCACUGCAGUUUCAGAAAAACUUCCCUACUUUUUACUUCAGCAUCUAGAUUAGAUUCCCUACAGGCCCUUCAGCCCAACAAGUCCACACUGCCCCUUGAAGCAUCCCACCCAGACCCAUUCCCCUAUAACCCACACACCCAUGAACACUAUGGGCAAUUUAGCAUGGCCAAUCCACCUAACCUGCACACCUUUGGACUGUGGGAGGAAACCGGAGGAAACCCAGGCAGACAUGGGGAGAAUGUGCAAACUCCACACGGUCGCCCAAGGUGGGAAUUGAACCCGGGUCCCUGGCGCUGUGAGGCUGCAGUGCUAACCACUGAGCCACCAUGCUGCCCCUAAAUUUAGAGAAAAUGAUAUUCUCUUGAAUGAAAGAAAAAUAUGGGAAGAUACUGGAUGUCUGAAUCAAACAGAUUGCUGGAGAAACUCAGCAGGUCUCGUAUUAAAAUGUGAGGCUGGAUGAACACAGCAGGCCCAGCAGUAUCUCAGGAGCACAAAAGCUGACAUUUCGGGCCUAGACCCUUCUGGUAUUAUCUUUGGAGAAAGAAACAGAAUUAAUGUUUCAAGUCCAAUAUGCCACCUCUUCAGAACCCAGAUAUUCCUUUGCAGUCACUUUUCCUUGCUCAUAAGUGAUAAAUUUAUCAGUUCUUCUGAAGGGUUCAGAUUUUCAAAAAUGCAUUUAGAUGAUUAAGAUGAAAUUUUAGAUUUAAGAAUGUUCUCUCAUUCAAUGAAGAGCAACAGGCAACUUUUUUUUUAAAAAAAGAGAAGAAUCUCCUGUGUUGGCAGGACACGAAAGUAUCCCUGAGAAUUAAAGGGAGUCACUUCUCACCAUUUUUUUUGUGUCAAUGUCUCAUACAUUCCCUGGAUGUUUAUAUUCGAAGCAAAGUCCCAAGAUGAUUUUGGAUUGUCACAAACACAGUUCCUGAAGUGUGUCUGUCUGGAUUGGUGAUGAUACAGAAUAAGCAGAGGGCUAUAGACAGGUUUAGCAAGUGGUCAGAAAUUUGGCAGAUGAACUAUACUAUAGGGAAAUGUGAGGUUGUACGCUUUGGCAGAAUGAGUAGGAGAUUUGAAUAUUAUUUAAAUGGAGGAAAACUGCAGUAAGCUACAGCACUCAGAUUUGGGAGCCCUUGUGCAUGGAUUGUAACAAGCUAGUGUACAAGUUUAGAAGAUAAUAAAGAGGGCAAAAGGAAUGCUUAUUUCAAAGGGACUGGAAUAUGAAAAUGAGGUUUAGCUAAAACUAUACAAGGCACGAGUCAGACCACAGUUGCACUGUUAUGAAAAUUUUAUUCCCUGAUCUAAGGAAAGGUAUACUGGCAAUGGAGGCAGUCCAGGAAAGAUUCACUGGGCUGAACACCGAUCUAGAGAGACUGCUUUAUGCAAAGAGAUUGAGUAGGUUACGACAGUACUCAUUAGAAUUUAGAAGAAUAAGAGACAAUCUUAUUAAAACACAAGAUUUUUAGAGUAGAUGCAGAGAAGUUGUUUCCCCAUGUUUUGUGUGUGUGUGUGUGUGUUCAGAACCAGAGAGUACCAUUUCAAAAUAAUGGGUUGCACAUCUAAGACCAUGAUAAGGAGAACUUUUAUCUGAGGAUAGUAAAUGUAACGGAUAGGGCUGUUGAGGCUGGGUCAUAAGUAUGUUUAAGGUUGAGAGAGAUUUUUAAUCAGUUGAGGAUUAUUAGAUCAGCUAUGAUCUCAUUGAAUAGCAGAAGAGAUUUGCCAGCAGAAUGGCCUACAUGUGCUCCUGAGUCUGAUACCUGGCAUUCCUCACAGAAGGCAGAGAAUGGUAGGUUUCUGAAAUGCAACUCGUACCCACUGUGAUUCUGGGUAUUUUGUAGAAGCUGAGUUUGAGGAAAAGUAUGAAGAAUUUUAAGCAUCUGUGCCUGAUGAAUGUUUGUUGACAAGUUUAAUGGAUGGAAAAGAUGUGAAAUUAACAAUUUGAUAAAAUCACAGUAUAUCUGGUGAUCUUUUCCAGUGUUCUCAAAAUUAAUUUUACAUCUUUGUUAAUAUAUUUUGUUUCACUAACUUCACGUGGAUGUGGACUAUUUGGCAGUACCUUGAAUCUGGGCCAUCUGAAGUUAUGCGAAUUAUGAGAAGAUCCCCUCCCUACCUCCUCACCUAUACUCUCCUCUCUACCUAUCUUCUUUUCUCUCCAUCUUCGGUCUGCCUCUCCCUCUCUUCCUAUUUAUUCCAGUUCCCUCUCCCCAUCCCCCUCUCUGAUGGGUCUCAGCCCGAAACGUCAGCAUUUGUGCUCCUGAGAUGGUGCUUGGCCUGCUGUGUUCAUCCAGCUCCACACUUUGUUGUCUUGGAUUCUCCAGCAUCUACAGUUCCCAUUGUCACAUCUGAAGUUAUGCACUCUCUUUGAACUAACCCAGUUUCACAGCAGGUAGGAUAGUGUUGAGGAUGUGCAGGCUUUGUUAUGUUGAUCAAUGAGGUUGAUUUUGGGUUGGGGAAUGGGAGGCACAGUUUAUUUUGGAUAUUACUUUUAGUUUAAUAGUGGAAGCAGGUCCAGUACAGUGCAUUAAAUAUUUGACAAUAAUGGAGGAAACCUGGAAAAUCUUGGUUUAUUUGUUCAGUGUCCAGUAAUAAGCAACUCACCUGCUGUUAGCUAUUAUUCCAAACCCAUACUUCAGAGGUAAUAGUUUUGUUGUUGAAGUUUCCAAAUUAUUGUCAAGAGAUCAAAAUGAAAAAGCCUCAUGCCAGGAAGCCUAAAAAUUUUUCAAAAUCAGAAAAAGCAGCAAAUAAAUCACUAUCCACAUUUGAAAAGGAAAAGAUAAUUAUGGGUUAGUGUGGUGAGCUUUUAACAACAGAACUGGAUUCCUAACUCAAAACAUAACUACUUACUGCCCCCAUCCCAUCUGCUGUUGUUCCAUGCACUGAUUGGUCACCAUGAAUAUUCUGCAUUUAUGCUAAGUAACAGACAAAUUGGUCAACCAUUGAUGUAAUAACAACAUGCUGGAAAUGUGCAUCCAAUCUCAGUAUCUGACCGGUUUUAAUCGUUACAUACAACAUUUAUCUGGGAUAUCUUUCCUCCAGUGGAGACCGACCAUUUAAUGGUCUGAUUUUCAGGCUUGCGUCAAUAAACCACCCUUUAUAAACUGCUACAUAUUGUUAUUUUUCUGUAAAACUAGUAAUUGAUUAAACUUGCAGUGUUGAC
Molecule: messenger RNA, 9337 nt
Organism: Stegostoma tigrinum
Lineage: Eukaryota; Metazoa; Chordata; Chondrichthyes; Orectolobiformes; Stegostomatidae
Product: WD repeat-containing protein 48
Exons: 19
Coding region: 27-2060 (677 amino acids)
Biological process (GO): protein deubiquitination; double-strand break repair via homologous recombination
Molecular function (GO): ubiquitin binding
Source: RefSeq, a predicted model, not a curated record